This is a messenger RNA of Tripterygium wilfordii, 1034 nucleotides long. RefSeq names its product NDR1/HIN1-like protein 1. The record is from RefSeq and is a predicted model, not a curated record. The coding region runs from base 68 to 697 and encodes 209 amino acids. The transcript has a single exon. Gene Ontology annotation, biological process: defense response to other organism. Lineage: Eukaryota; Viridiplantae; Streptophyta; Magnoliopsida; Celastrales; Celastraceae.
ACGCAGGGCACGGUUCCACUAAAGCACAGCCCUUUCCUCUCAACCUUUUCUGUUCCUGCAAUUCACUAUGUCGGAAAAAGACUGUGGCAGCCACGGCAAGAAGCGCCGAUUAAUCUACAAACGAAUUUGCGCCGGAAUCCUAAUCUUCAUCUUCCUGGUUCUCCUCACAAUCCUCAUCGUUUGGGCAGUUCUCCAGCCCAAAAAGCCCAGAUUCAUCAUCCAAGACGCCACCGUUUACGCCUUCAAUGUUUCCACUCCCAAUUUCAUUACCUCCAAUAUCCAAAUCACCAUAUCCUCUCGUAAUCCGAACGACGAAAUCGGAAUCUACUAUGACUGGAUGGACAUAUAUGCUUCUUACCGGAACCAGCAAAUCUCUCUCCGCACUGCCAUACCACCGACGUACGAGGGCCACAAGGAGACCAACGUGUGGUCGCCUUUCGUUUACGGUACUGCCGUGCCAGUAGCUCCCUACAACUUCGUCGCACUGAAUCAGGACGAGUCCACAGGGUCUGUCACUCUGGUCAUCAAGAUUGAUGGACGGAUAAGAUUCAAAGUUGGAUCGUUUACAACUGGGAAAUAUCGUCUCCACGUGAAGUGUCCAGCGUUUAUUCCGCUCGGGAGCCGGAGUUCGGGGGUCGUUGUCAGUGAGAACGCCGUUAAGUAUCAGCUGGUCACCAGUUGCAGAGUCAGUGUUUGACGUCUGAUGGAGCAGAGCAGUAUGGAAGGAGAUGGACUGACGGUGUUAUGUAUGUGCCACGUUCUUUUCUCUUAUUCUAACGCCGUUAGUUUUAUUUAUUUUUCUUUUGUUUUAAGUGUCUAAAAAUGUUGUGUUUUAUAGGUACAAGAUGAUAAAUAUUAAAGUGGUUAAAUUGUAUAUUUUGUUACAAUAAUAUAUAAAUAAAAAAUUGAGAACCACGAGUAGCUCAGAUGAUACUCAUAUGUGUGGUAUCUCAUAGAAAUCUCGAGUUCGAAUCUCCCUCAUCCCUUCCCCUGUGAUAAAAAAAAUCAUAUGAGACUUAUAGCAUUCAAAUUAC